GUCCCUAGACAGCCGCCGCCGCCCUCCUCUCCUCCUCCUCGUCACAGCACACGCACACGCCUCCAUCCCCACGCGGCCACGCGACAUAUCUUCCCCUCCAUCCUCCUCCACUUCCUCUCUCCCCCUCUCACCGGCCUGCCGCCGCUCACCCCCUCGCCACCCACCAACGACCCGCAGCCACCCGCACGUCUCCGUCGCUUGAUUCCGGCCACCGCCGUCCUAUCGCCCCUCUCCCCGCACCUCCACCCGCGCCCUCCUAUCUCGCCGUCGGCUCCUCCUCGCAACGUAUCGGCCUACAGCGGGUCCGGCUACCGACCUCCUGUCCUACGGCGACGACAGAUUUGAGCGCAGCAACACCUCCUCGCUCCCCCUCUGCACCACGCAGCAAGCCCAACCGAACACCCUCUUAAUCUCGAACGCCUCCGCGCCGCAGAGAAGCGCGGCAGGAAGUGAGGACCCGCUACCGUUCUCUCCGGCCACGCUCGCAGCAGCCAAGACGCCCGCGGCACCACCGGCGGCCAUGAGUAUCUCAGGCGAGGUCCCCGACGAAGGCUCUGACGGCGAGGAGGUCUUCAUCGACGAGCAGGACAUCAUCCAGGAGAUACACCUCGACGAGGAAGAUCUCCCCGACCAUGACGAUGAUGAUGACGAUGAGGAAGACCAAGAGAUGGAUGAGGUGGAGGAUCAUUCAACUUAUGCAUUUCAUGGGCAUACAGAUGAGGUCUUUGCUGCUGCGUGCAGUCCUACAGAUGCAUCACUUGUUAUCUCUGGAGGUAAAGAUGACAGAGGGUUUCUUUGGAGGAUUGGAUCUGCACAGGAUUUUCAGGAGCUGACUGGACAUGGAGACACGGUGUGCACUGUGGCUUUUAGUUCAGAUGGGAAAUUGGUGGCUUGUGGAAGUAUGGAUGGACAGAUAAAUGUAUGGAAUACAGCUACACGGACACUUCAGGGAACCCUCGAGGGUUCCUCAGGAUCAGGCUUUGAGUGGCUCAGAUGGCAUCCACGUGGUAAUUUGAUAAUUGCAGGAUCAGAAGACUGUAACGUAUGGAUGUGGAAUGCUGACCACAAUGCCUUUCUGAAUACAUUUGCUGGUCACAGUAGCACAGUGACAUGUGGUGAUUUUACCCCUGAUGGUAAGCUUAUAUGUAGUGGAUCUGAUGAUGCAACAUUGAGGAUAUGGGAACCCAAAAGCGCACAAUGCAGACAUGUUGUUCGGGGUCAUGGCUAUCAUACUCAAGGAUUGACAUGCUUAGCCAUUACUCCGGACUCCCAAUCAAUUGUUAGUGGCUCGGAGGAUAAUUCUGUGCACAUUGUGAGCAUAAACUCAGGCCAGGUUGUUGGUUCAUUAGUUGGCCACACCAAUUCCAUCGAGUGCAUUGGCAUCUCAUCGAGGUACAACUGGGUGGCUACAGGGAGCAUUGAUAGAACUCUGAUUAUCUGGGACCUCGCCCGUCAAGCAAUUCGAUCUACUUGCGAGCAUGAUGAAGGCGUGACAUGCCUGGCGUGGCUGGGUUCGUCGAGGUAUGUGGCGUCGGGGUGCAUCGACGGCAUGGUGCGCAUCUGGGACAGCCUCUCCGGGGACUUGGCUCACACCUUCAGCGGGCACAGGGACGUCGUGCAGUCGCUGGCUGUCUCUGCCGACGGCAACUCCAUAGUCUCGGUCUCCACUGAUAAAUCAGCACGCGUCUUCGACGUCUCCAUGUUCAAGUGAGAAAAGAAGCAUAGUAGCAACAGCUUGAUUGAUUUGGUUGGUCAGCCAAGAUUGGGGUUUAUUCAGCUUGUAUGGUCAGGGAUUAUACUUACGGGCUUGCAGCCAUCACGGGGGCACUCAAACUUGGUACUUGUUCUUGAAAUGUGGUGAGUGGCGCAAGUGGUCCAAGAGUCACAACUCACAAGACCCUCCUAAGUUGAGGGUAGUCAGUCGUGUACAAGCACUUUUAUUUACCUAACGUUGGGAUUUUGCUUGACA
This is a messenger RNA of Aegilops tauschii subsp. strangulata, 1969 nucleotides long. RefSeq lists its product as uncharacterized. Lineage: Eukaryota; Viridiplantae; Streptophyta; Magnoliopsida; Poales; Poaceae. The record is from RefSeq and is a predicted model, not a curated record. Gene Ontology annotation, molecular function: protein binding.